AUGGCAAAGUGCGGAGCUUGCGGCAAAUUCCUCUCGUCGACAGGUGGCAAUGCAAAAAAAAAGUCAAGAAAGGGUGAUAACAGCUCUACCCCUGUAAGAGGUAUCUCCGGAAACACCACUCAAGAACCUCAAAUGAUCAGGAGCCCGCCAUGUAGCGAUGGACCUCAGAAAACUGCUUUGAACGAAGAUGAUUCCCCUGCACGAGAGCUUAGCCGCCAACUUGUUGCCUGCAUGGUCGAGAUGCGAGAACUCCGCAAGGAAAUGGCA
Messenger RNA from Iphiclides podalirius (scarce swallowtail), 267 nucleotides. The record is from the annotation of a GenBank genome assembly. NCBI's taxonomy places the organism in Eukaryota, Metazoa, Arthropoda, Insecta, Lepidoptera, Papilionidae.